AGGAAAUUUGUCCCAUAUUGCUCUCGCCUGACGAUUCCUUCGCCGUGAGCCUAGUUCAUGGAUGGCACUUCAUGUGGCCCGCCUAGCGUGGGGCUGUUGCAAAGAUCGUUGGAUUAAUGUAGGCAUCGGCCAAGGUCACUUUGCGCUCACUACUUGUACUUCUUUGGCAUGGUAGCUAUAUGCCUCUUUGGGUGUGUGUCUGAAGGUCCCUGGAUGGUUUUGUCCAUUGUUCAUUUUUGUUUUGCUUCUGUUGAAUCCCAACUAUUCCAAUAUCCCCCCCGUAAAACAAAAUGGCUACACAGCCAAUGACCCAGUCAAUACCUUCGGUGCCCGAGGUCGAGAAGCACAACCUCUCUGUUCUGCAUGGUCCCGUCGACCCUCCUCUGGAAGACCUCACAUUGGGCGAGCUUCUUGAGCUGCAAUGUCUACAUCAUGGCACUGAGGAGUGCAUUAUUAUCCCCUGGACUGGUACGAGGUGGACGUACAAUGAGCUCAACCAGCAGAGUUCCCAGCUUGCCCGGGCAUUGAUGUCCCUUGGUAUCGGUGUUGGUGAUAGAGUGGCGGUGAUGGCAGGCAACUGUGCAGAGUAUGCGUCUAUUUUCUUCGCUGUAGCACGUAUUGGUGCCAUACUGGUGAUUCUCAACAACACUUACACCCCGACGGAGGCGCAGUAUGCUCUGUCUUUCUCAGAUUCCAAGGUAUUCUUCACAACCAAGAAAAUUGGUCGUGUGGAUAACGCCAAACUUCUCUCAGAGCUGAAGGCCCGGAAGAAGGGCCCCAACGUGGUCAUCAUCCGCGGAGAGGCGGGCUCGUAUCCCACAUACGCAGAUCUGCUCAAGCAAGGACUCAAAGUGAACCAAAGCGAUCUUCUCCGCCUGAGCAAGCGGGUUCUGGCACACAAUGUCGUCAACCUCCAGUUCACAAGCGGGACUACUGGGCUUCCAAAGGCGGCUAUGCUCACACAUCACAACAUCGUCAACAACUCGCGCUUUAUUGGAGACCGGAUGCGUCUAGGCCCCGAAGACGUUCUGUGCUGUCCACCACCGCUAUUCCACUGCUUCGGGCUGGUGCUUGGGCUGAUGGCCAUCAUCACCCACGGCGGCAAGAUCGUGUACCCUGAGGAGACCUUUGAGCCAAACGCAAUCUUGCGUGCCAUCUCUGACGAGCGGUGCACGGCUAUCCACGGUGUACCGGCCAUGUUCGACACGCUCUUCAGUCUCCCCAUGCCGCCCAACUUCAACUGCGACCGGCUGAGAACCGGCAUUGUAGCCGGUGCCCCCGUGCCUCGAUACCUAAUGGAGCUGAUGGUGGAACGAUUCGGCAUGACCGAGUUCACCAGCAGUUACGGCUUGACCGAGGCCUCGCCAACCUGCUUCAACGCCUUCACCGACGACUCGAUCGACAAGCGUCUUACCACGGUGGGGACGUUGAUGCCGCACGCCCACGCCAAGCUCGUCGACCACCAGGGAAACAUUGUUGAGGUCGGGCAGAAGGGCGAGCUUUGCAUAGCUGGGUACCAACUGCAAGCUGGAUACUGGAAUAACUCGGAAAAGACGGCCGAGGUGAUGAUCCGCGACGAGGCGGGUGUUCUGUGGCUGCAUACCGGUGAUGAGGCGGUGUUCGAUGAUCAGGGGUAUUGCUCUAUUACUGGAAGAUUCAAGGAUAUCAUCAUCAGAGGCGGUGAGAACAUCUACCCCCUUGAAAUCGAAGAACGUCUGAUGGCCCACUCGGCCAUCACCAAAGCCAUCGUCACGGGCCUCAAGGACGCCCACUACGGCGAAGUCGUCAGCGCGUUCUUGCAGGGCGAUGGAGAGAGUGAGAGGCCGGGCGAUCAGCAGAUGAGGGAGUGGGUGCAGCUUAAGCUGGGCCGACACAAGGCGCCUACGCACAUCUUCUGGCUCGGCGAAGAUGGUGUCCCGGCUGAUGUCCCGCUGACUGGGAGUGGUAAGGUCAAGAAGUAUGAGAUGGCUAGGUUUGGAGAGGAGAUUUUGAGGAAGAGGAGGUUGGAGAAGUUGUAGUUUGGUGGCUGGGGGUUAUGCAUGAUUGAUGAGGAAUUCUAUAAGAUUGUCACAUAUCCUUUUUGUACGUUGUGAUCUCCCGUUGCGAGGUUUUAUUUUUCUCAUACUACAACCUACUUAGGUUAUCAACGUGCG
Pseudomassariella vexata is the source of this 2153-nucleotide messenger RNA. RefSeq lists its product as uncharacterized. NCBI's taxonomy places the organism in Eukaryota, Fungi, Ascomycota, Sordariomycetes, Amphisphaeriales, Pseudomassariaceae. The transcript is spliced from 3 exons. Gene Ontology annotation, biological process: fatty acid metabolic process. The record is from RefSeq and is a predicted model, not a curated record. Gene Ontology annotation, molecular function: medium-chain fatty acid-CoA ligase activity. Bases 291 to 2018 code for a protein of 575 amino acids.